AUGGAUCGUCGAACUUACGAAGGACCCAUGGAUUGGGAAUACCAGGACAGUGGCCCUUUUGAUCCCACAAGUCCUUUUACACAUGCUGCAAAAAGUAACUCACAGACUGGCUUCGCCUCUCCUUCGAAACCAAGCCUUCGACCAAACCCCUUUGCAAACUUAGGAACCCCUUCAAAAACACAACCGCCUCAGUCAUCCUUCUUUACUCCUCAAGUAUCUUCUAAAGCUGCUGCACCUCCAUUUCGAAACCCUGCUUUUACAACACCGCGACGUCCAUUUGACGAUUUCGUACUGUCAGAAGCCUCCGGUGCAGAGGACAGCCCUGCACCGACAGAGGCAUCCGAGUUCCCGAACGAUACCCCUGAAGCGGAUCGUAUGAGCGACGUCAAUAUGAGCGGAAUGACAAGCCCCUCAAAGGUCGACAAGUCGUACCGGUACAACAAGGUUCCUUUCUCGUCCAAAAAGCAUACACCAGGCCGAGGCGAAAUUCGAGCGUCACGGGAACUCUCCGUUACUGAGCUUAUGCGCAAACGAAAGAGGCACAAUCUUGAUAGAGAUGUCAGCAGCAUAGUCCGACACCGGUGGACAGAAUCAGAUUCCGACUCAGGCGAUAGUAUCGCCCCACGACGGUCACGUAGCAAGAGAAUGCCCAAGGAAUCACCGAAAGGGCUCAUUAGUUCUUUGUUCCAUAUACUGGAUGAGCACCCUAACGCUCCUGAUAACCUAUAUCGAUGGGUUAAGUUAAUUGUCAAUUUUCUUAUUGUAUCAGUCUUUGUUUACCUCGGCUGGUCCGUCGUAAGCACUGUCAAGACGGAUAUUGCCAAUGCAAACCAGACGGCACGAUUUGAGAUCAUGGGUAGGAUUACAGAGUGUCAAAAUCGAUUCACCGAGAACGGGUGCGCCAACCAGAACCGCCCCCCUGCGCUCAACGACAUGUGCAACCAGUGGUCCGAGUGCAUGACACAGAAUCCUGAAGCCAUCAUGAGGGUCAAGGUGACUGCCAAGCAGAUAGCAGAAAUCAUCAAUGAGUUUGCUGAUGCCAUGAAUCUCAAAGCUUGGGGCUUUUUCUUUGCUGUACUUAUCUUUUGUGCUUUUGCGAACAACUUUUUCCUCGGCAGUUAUGCCAGCAACAAGCCAGCGGCACCUAUUCCGUCGCAACCCGUAGUCUCAUCCCGCGAUCCAGCCAUGGUUCCAGAGAACGGCCCUGGAUUCAUGUGGGUUCCGGUACAGACACCAAGGUUGAAGCGUCACAUGAUACUCGAUGAUGGCACAGACACAGACAACACACCACCCAAGAUGAAGACGCUUCUUCCGCCACCUUACACUCCUUCGAGUCGUCGAAGCCCUAGCAAAGGAGACCGAGGGCGUAGUCCCAUCAAGUACAACCGAAGUCCCAGUAAAGGAAAACGGGAACCAUUUGCAUGA
Messenger RNA from Fusarium sp. VM40, 1425 nucleotides. The record is from the annotation of a GenBank genome assembly. Lineage: Eukaryota; Fungi; Ascomycota; Sordariomycetes; Hypocreales; Nectriaceae.